UAAUGAGUAAUUUAAUGAUUGAUUGACAGACGAUGUUGAGUUGAGGUUAGGGAGGCUGUAUUUGUUAUGAUAGAGUUGUGUUAAUAAUUAAAUAAUUUAUAUAUUAGCAAAAAAAUAUGUUUAUCAUUUUUUAAAUUUGUGCUAAACUGACGAAAAUGGCAGCGGACUUAGUUGGUGACAUGGAAUUGACAGAACCAUUGCUUUGGAAUGACUACAACAGUGGAAGGAAACCUGAAAAACAUGCUGAAUUAAUCAAGAAAAUAAAUGCAAAGAACGCCAAAUUUAUUGCUUUUGGUCUUAUUCUUGGAUUUAUUCUUUAUCACGGAUUAAUACACUUGCGAUAUGGUAACAACUCGUGCAAGUGGCUGUUAUCAGACGGCCGUUACAAGGGAGAUAUGGAGUGGCAGCCCUACGGCUGCAUGAUGCACAAGUAUAGUCAAACGGACACCCGCCGAUGUAUGCGCUACUUGGCGUUCUGGGGGCGAUACAACCAGUUUGUCUUCAUCGGAGACUCACGGGUGUACCAGAUGUACCUGGCGUUCCUAGACCAUCUGACCGGCCACACCAGUCGUCCUCAGCCCGUUCCGUCCAAUCACAACUUCAACGACACACAGCUCAAACUCACCGUCACCUACGUGCACAGCCCCUUUGUCUCCGACACUAUGGUUCAGAUGUUCCACGUCUGGCAGAAAGCAAAACCACCUCCAAGUGUGAUCGUGGCCGGUGCUGCAGCGUGGUCCAUCAGAUAUGGCAAUGAUUCUACAAAGGCAGUGGAGGAAUACACUUACAAUCUCACCAGGCUGGUUGAUAGCAUGGACAAGAUUGUAGACAACAAGGGCCAGGUGCUGUGGGCGCUGCAGGAACCUGUCAGUGAUGAGAAGGCGGUGGAAACCAACACCAGAAUAGAUUUAUACAACAGAGCGGCUAUGGAGGUUUUAGAGCACAGCAAGGUGGAGGUAUGGUCUAGUUGUAGACUGGUAGCCCAGACCAAGCAGCCAGGUCAGGCAAUAUAUUUGCAUGACACACAGAUCCUACUCAACUCCUACUGUAACGAUCACAUGAACUACAACGACGGAACGUGCUGCAGCAGCGCAGAGCCUUACACGUCACUUCAGGUCGUCACCUUCUCCGUUCUGGCUGUCUGUUUUAUCCUGGGCUGUGGUAUGGCAGUGAAGCGCAAGCUGCAAGGAUUGCGGGCAGACCCUCCCACUGCCGGGUACAUCCUGACUACAAGCCUAGCCAAACUGGGGCUUAUCAUGGCCUACUUUUAUCUCUGUGACAGGACUAACUUCUUCAUGAAAGAGAACAAGUACUACUCGCCAGUGAGUUUUUGGCUGCCGAUAGGCUACGUGUUUGCUCUCGGACUCUUCUUCACAGAGGACAGUCGCUACACCAAGGUGCUGCACCGGGACCAGACAGAGGAGUGGAAAGGCUGGAUGCAGUUGGUGAUUCUGAUCUACAACAUGACAGGUGCCACCAGUAACCUCCAGAUAUACAACCAUGUCCGUAUGCUGAUAUCAGCAUACCUCUUCCUGAACGGCUAUGGACACUUCUACUAUCUCUGGCAUCGCAGCGACGCAGGCAUAGUGCGCUUCUUUCAGGUUUUGUUCCGGCUCAACAUGACCACAGUGAUCCUCUGCCUCUGUAUGAACCGGCCGUACCAGUUUUACUACUACGUUCCGGUGGUGUCGUUCUGGUUCUCACUGCUGUACCUGGUGUUGGUGGCACCUCCGAGGGUGACAGCAGCCUCCUGUGAGCACAACCCCCUCCACUACCUCUACCUGGUGCUCAAGCUCGUCGGCCUAUUCAGUUUUAUAAUCAUGCUCUAUAUGUCCGAGGUGUUCUUCGACAAGGUGUUUGUGACACGGCCGUGGAAGGCUUUGUUUGUCACAACCGACGAUGACAUACACGAGUGGUGGUUCCGGUGGAAGCUCGACCGCUACAGUACCUCAUAUGGAGCUGUGUUUGCCAUGAUGUUGCUGUUCGCACAGAACAGCAGUCUUGUGGACGACAACAACCACAGCAAUCUGUUCACGUCCCGCAUCGCUUUGUGUUCUGUGUUCAUUGCGUUCGUCGGUCUCGGCUGCUCUUCCACCUUCGCCCUACUCUGCCAGACCAAGGCCGAGUGUAACGAAGUACACUCCUACACUGUCUUCAUUCCGGUGACUAUGUGUUUUUUUCUGCGCAACGUGUCGGGUAUCCUGCGGACGCGCUACUCCAGCUUCUUUGCGUGGUUUGGCCGCUAUCCUCUGGAGCUGUUUGUAACACAGUACCACGUGUGGCUAGCUGCGGAUAACCACGGCGUGCUAGUGCUGCUACCUGGCUACCCAGUGCUGAAUGUUCUCAUCUCCUGCUUCAUCAUGGUCUGUGUCACACAUGAGCUUCAUGACCUGACACGAGCACUGCUACCGUUUGCGGUGCCCAACGACUGGAGGCUUGUGCUGAGGAACAUAGGACUGUUCCUGAUGGUGCUGAUACCCAUUGGUAUCCACGACGGAAUGUUUUGAGAAACCAGCACUCAGUUACCGAUGCAUGGGUCAGAGGAAAUGCAUCAUUUCUACAAGGUGAUGGUGAAUAAGUUUCACAUGUACUUCUCCACUUGGGAUCUCCAUUUCUAGAUCAACACUUAGCCGUAAGUUAGGUCUUAGUUUAAGUUACACGCAUAAUUAAGACUGUUUGAGAAUUUAAAUUAUUUUACGUUGUAUCCGUAGUACAUUGAAAAUGUGUAGCUGUAAGAAAUUAUGUACAUUUAUUUUCGGUUCAAGCCUAUUUAUUGUGUUCAUUAAAAAAAAAUGUAGUUGUUAAGAUUUACAUUUUAAAACAUUAUUGAAUGUGACUUUGUAAAAACUUUAUAAAAUUAUAUUUUGAGGGAGUUCUUUACUACUACA
Messenger RNA from Homalodisca vitripennis (glassy-winged sharpshooter), 2888 nucleotides. RefSeq names its product N-acetylneuraminate 9-O-acetyltransferase. Lineage: Eukaryota; Metazoa; Arthropoda; Insecta; Hemiptera; Cicadellidae. The record is from RefSeq and is a predicted model, not a curated record.